AUGAAUAAAGUUAGCUGCUCUCUGGAUUCUUUUGAUGCAAUCUUCAUAUCAAGCUGCGGCCACUUUGCUUGCCCAAAGCAUUAUUUUUAUUACAAAAGUCAAGGUUUCGAACUCGAGCGUAUAAAGAUUUCAGUCAACAAUAAAUCAAAAGAAAUUUUGAUCAAUUUUAUACUCGCUGUAAGGGAGAAAUUUACCUUUUAUUCUAAUGAUUUAAUUAAUCCAAAAAAUCAAAGCGAUUCAGAAGAAUACAUUUCUAGAUUAAAAACAAUAACUGAAGCCUAUAAUUACUGUAAUAGAAUCUUAUUGCUCUUACUCCCCCCCUCCGUGAGUGAACAAAACCAUUAGAAAAAUCCCUAUUUUUUGCCCAAACAUGAGUGAACAAAAAUUUUUUUUAAUAGAAAAAUUUUUUAUGGAAAAUAAUUUUGAUAUAUAAAUAAUAAUUAGUAUAAUGAAAUCUAGAGCUAAUUCUGCUUAAUUUUAAACGAAUUGCUUUUUAAAACAUAAACUUUAUAAAUUAAAUUAAUAUUUGCUUUCCAAUUUUUGCGAAUUAGGAUUUUUUAAAUUUCGAAAAAAAAAUGUUUUAUAAAAUUAAUAUAUAAAUUUUUAAAAAAAAAAAUUAGCCCCCCUCGUGAGUGAACAAAAUUUUUUUGUUCACUCACGGAGGGGGGGGAGUUAGCAAGAAAGCAAUUCGUUUCUACAAAAUUAAUUUUGAGUCCUUUUGAGUAUUUUUUAAUCGAGCCACCUUGCAAAGCAAAGAAAUACGUAAAUAAUUUUAGAUAUUCAGAAGAUUUGAUACAUUUUUAUAAAUCAUUUAAAACCUAUGUAUUUGAUUUCAAUUAUUUUAAAUUUGAGGAUCAAAGAUACAUUCAUGGAUUUGAACACAAGACAAGCUAUUAUAAGUCUCAUAUAUCAAGUUUUUGCUAUAUUUUAUUUUCCAAUUUUAUUCAAAUUUCUGAAUAUGAGAUGGCUUAUGAAUUAAUUCAAAGUUUGCUAAGUCACCCCAGUUAUUUGAAAAAUUCCUAUUUUUUUAGGUAAACCCAACGUUUGUGAAAGAAAAACACAUUUAUUAUGUAUAUAUAAAGUGAUAAUUUGUAUCUCUAGAGCUCUUUCUGUGGAAUUUUAAACAACUUCCAACAUAUUACAAAUUAAUUAAUUGGAUUUUUUAAUUUCGAAAAAUAAAGUUAUAUAUAAAUUUUAAAAAAAAUUAAAUCUUUGAACAAACAGAAUGUUUUUGUUCCCUUAUGGAGUGGGAAGUAAGCUAUAAAGAAUUGUAUUAUCAUCCUUUAAUUGAAAAAACUUUAUAGCCUUUUUCCUUAAAAAGACCAAUAGGAAAUGAAUUGGUCGCUAAAUCGCCUCUUUGGUUUGACCAACUUUACUUGGUCAGGACGAAAUAAAUAAUUUUCGGACCAAGUACAAAGGUGAACCAAAAAGUCUACCCAAAGGCAAUUCUUUGCCUUAUGGGCUAUUAUAGGAAUUAGAUUUAGAUUAUAUUAGAUUAAAUUGUGCUGUGUCUUUAAAGUCCCCGCUUAGUCGUCGUAACGUUCUAUGGGUUUACCUUGAGGGAUGACAGAGGUGCAACCGCUUCAAGCCUGGGCUGAAACCCCGGUUUGUCAGUAGAGGUGAUGAUCAAAGGGACAGUUCAUAAUAUCAUCGCUGACCACCUCCAGUUCCAACUUGUCACGUCGCCCUAUUUUACGCCAACUCUGUCCGUGCCAACGCCAGAUCCGCCGCUGAGAGCGCCUUAACUGGAAAAACCUCAUUUGGGUUGUCUAGCUUGCCUUCCACUCUUUUUCGCUCAGCCAGAGAAAGAACUCAACAAGCUUUCUCUAUUUGGGGCAAACCACAAAAGCAGCCUAGCAGGUAAGUCGCCCUGCCUUAUUUCGGGCACCCACUGGGUGGGCGCUGCUGGAAAAAAGAAUUCACGAGUAACUGCCCAAGGGUUUCCACCAUUUUAUGUAUAUUACUAUUGGAAUUAGCUAUAUCUAUUUGUGAGGAAUUUUGUAAUAUUCUUAAAAAAUUUAUAAAGAAAGAGGAUUAUAAUAAACUCUUGGAGCAAUGAGAAGCAUUAGAUAUUAGUUCAUAUCAAACAAGUGAGUCAACCUUAAAGAAUUCUUUGAUCCGAAUACUUUCAGCAAUAUUUAGAAAUGAAAGUAAAAAUAGUUGCCUCUUUAAUUUUCUUCUCACUCCCCCCGUCCGUGAGCGAGCAAAAUCAUUAGAAAAUUCCCUAUUUUUUUGCCCAAAACCCCACCCUCAGUGAGUGAACAAAAAUUUUUUUUAAUAAAAAAAUUUUUAUAUAUAAGUGAUAAAAUAUUUGCUUUCCAAUUUUUACUAAUUAGGAUUUUUUAAAUUUCGAAAAAAAAUUUCUAUGUAUAAAUAAAAUUAAAAAAAAAUUAACCCCCCCCCUCCGUUAGAGAACCAAAAAAUCUUGUUCGCUCAUGGAGCGGAGUGGAGUUAGAGUAAAAAACUUUUGCUGAAACUUUGGCUAUAAAUAUGAUGCAAUAAUCCUCAAUCAAGAACUAGGCUGAUUGCAUUAUAAUAAUAAAAACUACAAUAAAGCAAAAAUAUAUUUCAUGAAAUCUAUCAAUUAUCAUAAAGAACUGAAGAAAAGUGAAUUUUCAAAACUUUUAUUUGAUCCUUAUCGUGGUUUGGCAAUGACAUAUAAGUCCCUAAAUAAAACAAAAAAAGUGAAAAAAAUUCUUGAAAUCAUAGAAAAAGAAGAAGUAAAUUUCUUGAAUAACUCCCCUCUUUAAAUUGAACAAAAAUACUGUUACAAUUUAAAGGUAGGCUAAAAAGAAUUUAUAAUAAAUUAUUUUUAUCAAAAAUAUUAAUUAAAAAAAUUUAUUCAAUUUAAAGAGGGAAGUAAGAAUAAAUUUAAAUUUUACGCAACUAUUGCAGAGAUUGAUUAUCUUUUAAAUAGUUAUGAGAAAGCUAUUAAAAAGAUAUGAAUGUGCAUAAAAUUAUCCAAGCAAAAUGAAUUUAACAGCUCUGAUGAACUAUCAGGUUUGUACUUAUAUUUAGGAAAAAUUUAUACAUUAAAAGGGGAUUUUAAAAGAGCUCACAUAUAUUUUCAUAAUGCUAAUUCCUUGAUUGGUAUUUUGUCUUCCGGCGAUCCCAAAGUAAAAGAAAUAUAUAAAGCCAUGGGAGUAUUUUAUUUAAAUAGUCAAUGAUAUAAGGAUGCUUUGAUGUGCUUUGAAUACGCAGCAAAUAAUUCAUUAGGACAUGAGCUAUUAUUCCUUAAAUUUUCUAUAGGGAUCGCUUAUUUUUGAAUGUUUAAUUAUGAGAGAGCAAUUGAGUGCCUAAUCUGAGUACAAGAGCAAAUGCUUUAUUUCGAAGAAAUUUAUAAAAGUGAAUUAUUUAUAGCCCAGAAGGCUUUUUGCUGGGCUAUCGGGUUUCUAUCCAACCCGUGAAGUUGUUUGAAACCAAAGUCACCAAACCAACUCCACGAGCUGACAUUGAUAAUAUUUUUUAUUGCCAACUCUUGGAUAUGAUUUGGCAGCUUUUGGUUCGAAACAACUCUACGAGCUGGAGAUAAAGCUGCUAACCAAAAUGAGCUAAAAAGCCAUCCUAGGCUAUAUUGUCAAUGCAUAUAUUGGAGAAUUGUGCUAUUUAAUUGGCUGAGAUAAAUACGCUAUAUAUUUUGCUGAAGCGAUUAAAUUUAUUGAUUACUAUGAUGCAAAUCAAAUUGAUAUAUUUUUUAAGUCUUCGAAUUUUGUUUUUGAUUAUUUUUAUUGAAUUUUUCAAUAUGAAAAAUGUGAAAUUAUAUUGUCGAAGAUAAACGAAAUAUUAAUAAAUUGUGAAUAUUUAAAAUUUAGAAGACCUUAUUACUUAAUUAAACUGGCAGAGCUGUAUAUAGCUUAUAAUAAAAUUGAGCAAGCAGAAAAAUAUCUGGGUGAAGCGGAAAUAUUAUUGAUCAUAGACAAAAUUUUAUUAUGUCCUCAAAAAAAUAUAAAAAUCAAUGACCUAGAUUGCAUCAGUGACUAUAUUGAGCUUGCCAAAAUUUAUAUUAAUUUAUUCAAUACUUUUCCAAAGGCAGAAAAAAUUUUAAAAUACGCUGAAGAGGUUGUUAGCACCAAGAGAUGCAAUGAUCGAUUUUCAAAACUAGCUAUAUAUAACUUGCUUGGAGCUCUAUAUUUUAAAGAGCAAAGAUGGGAAGAGUCAAGACAUUAUAUACAGUUAUCAUUAGAUUUGCAUAAAGAAUUCAACCAUAACUCAGACAUUUAUGGCUCUAAGUUCCAAUAA
This is a messenger RNA of Blepharisma stoltei, 4239 nucleotides long. The record is from the annotation of a GenBank genome assembly. Lineage: Eukaryota; Ciliophora; Heterotrichea; Heterotrichida; Blepharismidae.